Messenger RNA from Labeo rohita (rohu), 519 nucleotides. Its product is annotated as weak neurotoxin 9. The coding region runs from base 77 to 439 and encodes 120 amino acids. The transcript is spliced from 4 exons. Lineage: Eukaryota; Metazoa; Chordata; Actinopteri; Cypriniformes; Cyprinidae. The record is from RefSeq and is a predicted model, not a curated record.
CUGCCCCUUUCUGAACAGACAUAAGAAGAAACGAAAGCAUCGUUUUUUUUCAUUCUGUUCCUGUUCCUGACACACGAUGGAUCUGCACAUCUCUGUUGUUCUUCUUCUCAUUUUUCUCACUGGAGGACACUCUCUCAAGUGUUACACAUGCAAGCCUGAUGACAUCGGUUCCUGUGAUGCCAAAGUGAAGACAUGUAGAAAAGGGCUUUCCAAAUGUGCAUACGCAACGUUAGAACAACCCAUUGGUUCCAAUACGUUAACUGCCACAAGUAAAGAGUGUGCAAGUACAUGUGAACCUGGAGUCCAUCAUCUCCCGACUGGAGUGACAGUAACUACCCAUUGCUGUGACACUGAUCUCUGCAAUGCAGCAGAUGGUGUGUAUAAGGGAAGCUUCCUCCUGCUGUUGUCUUCUCUGCUCUUCUACUUCCUGUUACAGUGAAUCAGAUUCAACAGCUGCAGCAGAAACUGAAUAUUACAUGUUUAUAUUCUUCAAUAAAUAAAUAAAGCUUGUCAUUAAUG